UUCCCGGGGAGGUUGGAAACAAGGAGCUCUGAUCACUACUCCUGCAGAAAAAGCCAGGAGUCCUUUCACUUGGAGCGAGCGGUCGUCCGAGUCUGUGGCUGUGCGUCUUUCCAGCAGCAGUAGCCGUGCCACGAGAGGAAAAUGCCCGGGAUGGGCAACUCUUUACGCGCGGCUGCCCUCCUGGCUUUCGUGGUUCUUUCUAUUCUGGUGUCACUCUUGAUUAGCAGCGUGCAGCAGUUUGGAGCGAGAAUAUCUCACUUUUCCAAUACAACUGUCGGUGGUGAUGAGGGGGAGUUUGCGUCGCUCCGCGGGGCGUUGAUUUACCAACUGAACGAGAGGCGCAAAGAAAUUAUUCCGCUACUAUUACCUGAUGAUGAUGAUCACGAUGAAACCAUGCUAUCAGUAGAAAGUCGACAUUUGGAUUACACUCUGUGGAAAGAGAUCACGCAUGGCACCAGGAAAGCGCAUAUGGAUGAAAUGGAUUGCGAUUCUCUGGUGGACAUGCAGGCGGUGGAGAUCCUCGGGUCUGGAUACACCAAACUGGUUGUCAAAGUGAAUCUAGCCGGAGGUCAGCCCGUGGCGUUAAAACUCGUGAAUGACCAGGGGAUAGACAUGGGGAAGUGUGUGGAGGAUUUUAAAGACCCCCAAGGCUGCCGUGAACUCGUUUCUUAUAAAUUGAAGAAAGAAAUUGUCCUGUUGCAGAGGCUGCAGCAUCCGAACGUCAUAAAGCUCAAAGGUCACUGUGCAGGAGAUCCAGGAGGAAGAGGAGGAGAGGGAGGAAGAUUCACAGUCAUCCUGGAGCAGGGGAAUCCUCUCCAGAUGAUCCAGCUGCUCCAGAGUCCCUGGGAGGACAGAUUCAGGGUGUGUCUGGACCUGGUCAGGCUCCUUCACUUCCUCUCCCAGUCUCCUCUGGGCUCCGUGGCUCUGCUGGACUUCCAGCCCCGGCAGUUUGUCACCGUGUCCGGCGAGCUGAAGCUCACAGACCUGGAUGACGCCAGCGCUGAGGAGACCCCCUGUCAGACCGACACAGACUGCACCCUCCAGUUUCCACACAGAAAUUUCACCCUGCCAUGCUCGGCCCGGGGAGUGUGUGAGGGCCUGAGUGAAAAGAGGAACAUUUACAACGCCUAUAGGUAUUUUUUCACCUACCUGCUGCCUCACCAGGCCCCGCCCGGCCUCACACACCUGGUAGACCACAUCAUGAACUCCACAGGGGAGCUGAAAGCUGACAUCAAUCAAACGCUGAAGGCCUUUGAACACAUCCUCCUCCUCUACAAGUCUGGCCUGCACCUGGACAACCUGCCUCCGUCAAUAAUCAGAGAUUACACCGUGAUGCGAGGUAUGGGGACCUCCGGGAACGUGGAGUACCGCUGCUGGCCGUCCUACAGCCAGCUGGGCUGUGUGCUGUCGGUCCACAGUGCCAGAGAGGCAGCGUACAUCUGUAACUCCCAUUCUCAGUGCAACAGCUUCACUCUGACUGGACAGAAGACGUGGACAGGUCGCCUUCUGGCCUCCUUCAGGAGCAGCUUCAGUCAUCUGGUGCCUGAUGGGAUGUCAGAGGUGUACGUGAAGAAAACCAAAGCUCCUGAAACCUCCACAUUGUGACACUAGGAACAAACAGAACGAUCCCGUUUCAGGCUGGCGGGAGUCAUUACGGAGGCGGGAUGAGAGAUAACGGGCAGUCUGCGAUGUGAAGCAAAGCAAAAUGUUGCGCUUAAGAUGAGAUCCUGCUCGUGAACAUGUUGAACGAAAGUCGGCUCUGCGGAUUAUGCAGGAGGGAGCGUAGAGGCUGGGCUGAGGAGGAGGCGUUUGAAGUGAGGCAAGUGAAUGUGAUGUAUUUAUAGGGCUUCUGCUCAGUGACUGUUUGAUCUGCCUGCCAGCUCACUGCCUCUGCCAACUACUAUUUAAAGGGAUUUCCCUUCAGGUACAAUUAAGGAGGGGAGAGCCUUGUGCCCUCAACAUGUUUUUUUUGUUGUUUUUUUUCCUACCAUGUCUUUAUUUGCCAUGUGUGUUGGCUUUCGUUUGUGAGGCCAGGUCCCCAUAGUUGGAUUUUUAAGCCAAAGAGGUAAUAAGAACAGCCACUGCAGCUCAACAUUUGAAGCCUGAGGACGAGAAAAGAAAACAAGCUCUUACACAAAUACACUUUGAUGUUAAUGCGCUGAGGUUGCGGCUGUUUUUUCAUGGUUCCCUGGCUUAGCUGCACUGUGGUAUGCGAUGGAAACAACCAUGUAAGCAUUUACACAUCAACAAUGAGCAAAGAUGAUUAAAACCAUUCCAGAUCAGUCUGUGUAUACAUACUUUUGUAAACUUAGUUUAUAGUGCUUAGUUCAUAAAUAUUUAAAUGAUCGAAUGAAAUGUAAUUGUUCUUACAUGAUUGUGCAUUAUAGCUUACGUGCACCUUGUGGGUGAAACUUUUAUUUUCAAUGAAAAAUUAUUGACUUCAGUGUUUUCUUUUAUACUUCACUUAUUGUAAUUGUACAGUUUGACAAUUUUGUAAUUAUAUAAAUGUGUUGUUUCUA
Messenger RNA from Micropterus salmoides (largemouth bass), 2519 nucleotides. It is a transcript of the gene pkdccb, whose product is annotated as protein kinase domain containing, cytoplasmic b. Lineage: Eukaryota; Metazoa; Chordata; Actinopteri; Centrarchiformes; Centrarchidae. The record is from RefSeq and is a predicted model, not a curated record. The coding region runs from base 142 to 1605 and encodes 487 amino acids. The transcript is spliced from 7 exons. Gene Ontology annotation, molecular function: non-membrane spanning protein tyrosine kinase activity; ATP binding. Gene Ontology annotation, biological process: protein phosphorylation.